Coregonus sp. 'balchen' is the source of this 32482-nucleotide messenger RNA. The record is from the annotation of a GenBank genome assembly. NCBI's taxonomy places the organism in Eukaryota, Metazoa, Chordata, Actinopteri, Salmoniformes, Salmonidae.
AUGGUGCGAAUCGGGCUCCAGCCCGGCCGCCCCCUCGCUCUCCCCGCCUGCCUGCCCGCCUGGCCACGGCCUGUGAGGAUGGCUGUCGGGAGUUGUUUGUUGCACAAACUAUUCUUAGCACAUGGGAUGGGCAUAGACAUGCUCUGGUUUUUCCUCCCGUUGCGCACACACACACACACAACGGGCUCGUUUGAAGGCCGGCAGCGGGGUUGUUUUACUAUACACCUGUGUAUUGUAAAGAGGCGUUGAUGUCAAACAUUAAGGCUUCGGACACGGUCUAGGCAUGUAGCCUAUACCCUUAUGGGCCUACAGAAGUAGAGAGAACCUCCCUUGACAUGACAAAUGGCUAGAACUUCCAUUAUCUUUGUCUUCCCAAGGAAAUAUCUUGAAACCCUUUUUAAAUAUAAUAAUUACAAACAUCUUAUUCAUAAUCAUAGCAUAUUAAUAAUUUGGCAUCUUCAAAUCAAUUAUUCAGAUUGAUAUUCUUUCCUUUUUCCACAAAUUAAGUGUUCCAUUUAGGCUGUUCUGAUUUUCCUACUAAUGAGGUUAAAGGGUACUAAUGAUGUUAAAGGGUAGGUAGCAUAAACAACCACAUGUAACAUAUGGAUUUGCAUUAGUAUAUGCAUCAAAGUCCCAGUUCAAAGUUACACCUCUCUUUUCUAUUUUUCGAGUUAUUACAUAAAACCGAUUAGAAUUCCAAAGAAUGCCGAAGUCAUGUCGGAAAAUGUUUUUGUGUGGUGUGACGUUAUAUGGAGGACCCUGCAAGCCAGCCUAUUCCCUAUAAUGUAAACUCCAACAGAAAUAACUUCAAAUAUAUACUGAACAAAAAUAUAAACGCAACAUGUAAAGUGUUGGUCCCAUGUUUCAUGAGCUGAAAUAAAAGAUCCCAGAAAUUUUCCAUACGCACCAAAAAAACGUAUUGCUGUCAGAUUUUGUGCACAAAUUUGUUUACAUCCCUGUUAAUGAGCAUUGUCCUUUGCCAAGAUAAUCCAUCCACGUGACAGGUGUGGCAUAUCAAUAAGAUGAUUAAACAGAAUGAUCAUUACACAGGUGCACUUUGUGCUGGGGACAAUAAAAGGUCACUCUAAAAUGUGCAGUUUUGUCACACAACAUAAUACCAAAGAUGUCUCAAGUUUUGAGGGAGCGUUCAAUUGGCAUGCUGACUGCAGGAAUGUCCACCAGAGCUGUUGCCAGAGAAUGUAAUGUUCAUUUCUCUACCAUAUGUUGCCUCUGUUGUUUUUAGAGAAUUUAGUAGUAUGUCCAACUGGCCUCACAACCGCAGAUCACGUAUAACCACGCCAGCCCAGGACCUCCACAUCCAGCUUCGUCACCUGCGGGAUCGUCAGAGACCAUCCACCCGGACAGCUGAUGAAACUAAGUAUUUCUGUCUGUAAUAAAGCCGUUUUGUGAGGAAAAACUAAUUCUGAUUGGCUGGGCCUGGCUCCCCAGUGGGUGGGCUUGGCGGCCAAGUGGGUGGGCCUAUACCCUCCCAGGCCCACCCAUGGCUGCGUCCCUGCCCAGUCAUGUGAAAUGCAUAGAUUACGGCCUAAUUUAUUUAUUUCAAUUGACUGAUUUCCUUAUAUGAACUGUAACUCAGUAAAAUCGUUGAAAUGGUAUAUAUUUUUUUCUCAGUGUAUAACUUCAAAUUAAAGUUAAACCAACUCAUUUGCACUCAUGACUACUGGUUUCAAUAAAAUGUUCAGACAACUUACAAGCAAACACUUUAUUGUUGCAAAUCAGCUGGCAAGGUUGCUAGCCAACUAGCCUGCUAAUGUUAGCCUUACUAGCCUGGUAAUGUUAGCCCUACCAGCCUGCAAACGUUACAUUAGCACUGCAUGAGUCAACCAGUUGCUAUCAACACCUCGCUAACAGCUACAUUAAAGUAAACCAUCGUUUUGGAAAUACGUACAGUUGAAGUCGGAAGUUUAAAUACACUUAUGUUGGAGUCAUUAAAACUUGUUUUUCAACCACUCCACAAAUUUCUUGUUAACAAACUAUAGUUUUGGCAAGUCGGUUAGGACAUCUACUUUGUGCAUGACAAAAGUAAUUUUUCCAACAAUUGUUUACAGACAGAUUAUUUCACUUAUAAUUCACUGUAUCACAAUUCCAGUGGGUCAGAUGUUUACAUACACUAAGUUGACUGUGCCUUUAAAUAGCUUGGAAAAUUCCAGAAAAUGAUGUCAUGGCUUUAGAAGCUUCUGAUAGGCUAAUUGACAUCAUUUGAGUCAAUUGGAGGUGUACCUGUGGAUGUAUUUCAAGGCCUACCUUCAAACUCAGUGCCUCUUUGCUUGACAUCAUGGGAAAAUCAAAAGAAAUCAGCCAAGACCUCAGAUAAAAUAAUUGUAGACCUCCACAAGUCUGGUUCAUCCUUGGGAGCAAUUUCCAAACGCCUGAAGGUACCACGUUCAUCUGUACAAACAAUAGUACACAAGUAUAAACACCAUGGGACCACGCAGCCGUCAUACCGCUCAGGAAGGAGACGCGUUCUGUCUCCUAGAGAUGAACGUACUUUGGUGUGAAAAGUGCAAAUCAAUCCCAGAACAACAGCAAAGGACCUUGUGAAGAUGCUGGAGGAAACAGGUACAAAAGUAUCUAUAUCCACAGUAAAACGAGUCCUAUAUCGACAUAACCUGAAAGGCCGCUCAGCAAGGAAGAUGCCACUGCUCCAAAACCGCCAUAAAAAAGCCAGACUACGGUUUGCAACUGCACAUGGGGACAAAGAUCGUACUUUUUGGAGAAAUGUCCUCUGGUCUGAUGAAACAAAAAUAGAACUGUUUGGCCAUAAUGACCAUCGUUAUGUUUGGAGGAAAAAGGGGGUCGCUUGCAAGCCGAAGAACACCAUCCCAACCGUGAGGCACAGGGAUGGCAGCGUCAUGCUGUGGGGGUACUUUGCUGCAGGAAGGACUGGUGCACUUCACAAAAUAGAUGUGAGAAGAUUCCUCUUGAGCUUGAUGGAAACCAGUCAAUAUUCAGGUCCCCAAUAAAUUAGACAUCUCUGUUUACAUCACAUACACUAUCAAGCAUUUCACACAUAUUAUUUAGAUGCUGACUGUUAGCACUUGGUGGCCUAUAUAAACACCCCAAAAGAAAAGGCUUUUAGAUGUGCUAAGUGAAACUGCAACCACAACACUUCAAUAACACUUGACAUUAGAACUUCUCUAAGCAUUACAGGGAUAUGGCUCUGAAUAUAUAUAUAUAUAUAUUUAUAUAACACACACCAACACCUCUCCCAUAAGCGUUUCUGUCUCUUCUAUAGAUGUUAUAUCCUUGUAUUGCUACUGCUGUAUCAUCAAAUGAAUUAUCUAAGUGAGUCUCAGAAAUGGCUAAUAUAUUAAUGUUAUCUGAUGUUAUUGAUUUCAUGAACCUUAUUUCUAAGGUUACAUAUAUUAAUAUGGGCUAUUUUCAUCCCUUUCCUGGGUAGCUUAUCAGAGACAGACAUAAUAUGGAAAGUCCAGGAUAGUCCUUGUUGAGGAAGAUAUACGUUCCUCUUAAGUUCUUGGCUCUUUCCAGAACAGCUACUUUGUCCUAAGGAACUUGACCACAAUCGGCCUGGGCCUGUCACCUGGGCCUUUGGUGGGUUUUCCAGUCCUGUAGGUGCGCUCCACCUCAAUAUUACUAUGGUCCAUCUUCAAUUUCUCUGAGAUCAUUUCCCUCACUUUGUCCUCAGACUCCGUCCAGGUCUCGUGGAGAUUCUGCAAUUCCGUCCCCAACCAUGUUACAUUUACAUUUUAGUAAUUUAGCAGACGCUCUUAUCCAGAGCGACUUACAGUUAGGGAGUGCAUACAUUAUUUUAUUUAUUUUUCAUACCCCCCGUGGGAAUCGAACCCACAACCCUGGCGUUGCAAACGCCAUGCUCUACCAACUGAGCUACAUGUUGUUCCACAUUGAUUGUCCCUCGAGAUGAUAAUCUGAUUUCUCUGUCAUUGUUAUCAUGGAUUCACACACAGAACUGAUGUCCUCUCUCAAUGACUUAUAGAUUGCUGUCAUCUUGCCGUUCUCCUGGGAGAACUGCAAACUGUUCUUUAGGCCCUGGACCUCUCUGGUCAGGUCGUCCAUUAUUUUAUUAGCUGAUCACCAGUAUUUGGACAAAACACUUGAAGCUAUUUUGUUGUUGUAGGGGCUGGAAGCUAUAGUGAGCUUCGAUUGCGGAGUAUUUGCAUAAAGUUCAGCUUUUCCCAACUUUAGUCCCACCCUGUUUAUGCUCCCAUGCUCGCAUCGCCUAAUGGUCCCCCCCCCGCCCACUUCGCUUCCCUCGAAAAUUAAUGGGGCUCUGUUGUUUCAUCGCCCCCAACAUGUUACGUGGAAAUGUAAGGGUUCUCAGUUCUGUCUCACAUGGAUGUUGUUCAGGCAGGCAGGCAUGACUCUGUUGUGCCCAAGCCUCCAGGAAGAAUAGGGGGAAGGGAGGAGCAGCAAGGGAGAAUAAGAUUAAUGAGCUCCAGGUCACUGUAAUAAAAGCGGCAAGCCUGUGGCCCGGAGCUUGAGCCACAGACACCUUUCUUUCCGAUGAUGGAGAAGCCAACUUUCUCUCUCUCGCUCUCUCACUGACAGACUGACUUGGGUAAAUAGGUACCUCUCACUACCAGCAAUUUCACCAUCCUCACUUAACGGUGAUAAUGCAGGUUAUGUGUGUUUGUAUGUUUGGUGUUUGAGCAAUAAAUAGAGAGAGAUCCAAUGAGAGAGAUCCAAAGUGUGUGGGGGGCUACUUCGGGUGGAGGGGGACUGUGGGUGCGUAUUUGAGGGGCGUGAUGGGUGUUGCAAUAGCAGAGGUAUCACACCCUCUCCCCACCUUUCUGCCCUUCCUCCCCUCUCGCUCUUUCUCAGCGUGACGUGCUGUUGAAAACGCAAGCCUUUAAGCCGGUCAUUAACUAGAGCACUGCACACCACUGCCACCAGGCAAACACUUAUGUCAUGUCAGCGUGUGUGUACAAAUUAUUCUGACCAUGUGUUUUCUCUCUCCAGGAGAUUACCUGUUAGUGAUGCGGGGACGCAGAGAAAUCUGGAUUUAAGUGAAGGGAACCACAUCACACAAAGCAUGGUAUGUCAUCGUCUAUAGCAUGUGUAUUACAGUUUUAUAACACUGUUUAUAACAAGGUUAAAGGCCCAUUGCAGUCAAUGUGUUUUUUCCUGUGUUUUGUAUCUGUAAAUUGCACAACAGCUGAUGAAACGAACACUGCUUUUUUGUUCCUUUUUGACACUUGACACUAAAAAUUGAAAACUAUUACAGCAGUGGAGGCUCCUCAAAGGAGGAAGCGGAGGACAAUCCUCAGUGAAUUAAAAAAAAAAAUUGAAAUAGUGAAAAAGUUAUCCUUUUCAGAUAAAACCAUACUAAAUAUAUUAACAGGUCACCAAAUAAUUGAUUGAAACUCCCUGUUUUGCAAUCAGUCUACAGUAGCUUCAACAGCACUCUGUAGGGUAUCACCAUGGUGUAGCCAGAGGACCGCUAGUGUCCGUCCUCCUCUGGGUACAUUGACUGCAAUACAAAACCUAGGAGGCUCAUGGUUCUCACCACCUUCCAUAGACUUACACGUUAAUUAUGACAACUUCCGGAGGACGUCCUCCACCCUAUCAGAGCUCUUGCAGCAUGAACUGACGUUGUCCACCCAAUCAAAGGAUCAUAGAAUAAAUCUAGUACUGAAAGCAUAAGCUACAGCUAGCUAGCACCGCAGUGCAUAAAAUGUGGUGAGUAGUUGACUCAAAGAGAGAGAAAGACAAUAGUUGAACAGUUUUGAACGAAUUAAUUUCUUUAAAAGUGAAGGAGAUGCGAGCGAGAGAGAGCAAUAUUUAGAUGUCUUUUUUUUACUUUCACUUACACUACAUGACCAAAAGUAUGUGGACACCUGCUCGUCGAACAUCUCAUUCCAAAAUCAUGGGCAUUAAUAUGGAGUUGGUCCCCCCUUUGCUGCUACAACAGCCUCCACUGUUCUGGGAAAGCUUUCCACUAGAUGUUGGAACAUUGCUGUGGGGACUUGCUUCCAUUCAGCCACAAGAGCAUUAGUGAGGUUGGCAGUGAUGUUGGGCGAUUAGGCCUGGCUCGCAGUCGGCGUUCCAAUUCAUCCCAAAGUGGUUAGAUGGGGUUGAGGUCAGGGCUGUGUGCAGGCCAGUCAAUUUCUUCCACACUGAUCUCGACAAACCAUUUCUGUAUGGACCUCACUUUGUGCACGGGGUCAUUGUCAUGCUGAAACAGGAAAAGGCCUUCCCCAAACUGUUGCCACAAUGUUGGAAGCACAGAAUCGUCUAGAAUGUCAUUGUAUGCUGUAGCGUUAAGAUUUCCCUUCACUGGAACUAAGGGGCCUAGCCCAAACCAUGAAAAACAGCCCCAGAUCAUUAUUCUUCCUCCACCAAACUUUACUGUUGACACUAUGCAUUCGUGCAGGUAGCGUUCUCCUGGCAUCUGCCAAAUCCAGAUUCGUCUGUUGGACUGCCAGAUGGUGAAGUGUGAUUCAUCACUCCAGAGAACGCAUUUCCAGCUUUACACCACUCCAGCCGACGCUUGGCAUUGCGCAUGUUGAUCUUAGGCUUGUGUGCGGCUGCUCGGCCAUGGAAACCAAUUUCAUGAAGCUCCCGAUGAACAGUUAUUGUGCUGAUAUUAAGCAGUUUGGAACUCGGUAGUGAGUGUUGAAACCGUGGAUAGACGAUUUUGACGCGCUAUGCGCUUCAGUACUCACCGGUCCCGUUCUGUGAGCUUGUGUGACCUACCACUUUGCGGCUGAGCCCUUGUUGCACAUAGACGUUUCCACUUCACAAUAACAGCACUUACAGUUGACCGGGGCAUCUCUAGCAAGGCAGACAUUUUACAAACUGACUUGUUGGAAAGGUGGCAUCUUAUGACGGUGCCACGUUGAAAGCCACUGAGCUCUUCAGUAAGGCCAUUCUACUGCCAAUGUUUGUCUAUGGGUAUUGCAUGGCUGUGUCCUCGAUUUUUAUACACCUGUCAUUAACGGGUGUGGCUGAAAUAGCCGAAUCCACUAAUUUGAAAGGGUGCCCACGUACUUUUGUGUGUAUAUAUAGUGUAGCUAGCGAAUGCAGCUAGCUAGUUUAGCCUACUCAAACACCCAGCUCAAACAGAGAGGGAUGCUAUGUUAGCUAGCUGGCUAUGGCUAUCCAACACUGGUACUCUUCCAAGUCAUGGUAAACCUUUGGAUUUAUUAAUUUAUUGCAACCGUGGCCCGCCGGUGUAACUGCUUGCUGACUGUACACUGUACUGCAUGAUUGUAGCAGGUUUACUAACGCAAUAGUUCUAGUAGCCAUGUUGACUAUGACGUUACUAACGUCGUUAGCUAAUAUGUUGACAAUGAUGUAGGCUGUGUGUAGUGGUUAGUGGUUAUGAUACUGUAUAAAGGUUUGGAAAGGUUUUUUUGCCUGGUCACAGACAGCUGAUGUGUUGUGCACUGAAGUCCAUAAGCGAAGGGAAAAGGUGAAAGGGUUAGAAGGAGAGGAGAGCGCGUAGAUGCAAGAAGGAAUUAUACAACGAUCAAAGGGAUCAUGCUGUUUUUAUGUGGCUGCUAUGAAAGUGAACAGUGUUUGCGUGAGAUCAGGGGUGUAUUCAUUCCGCCGAUUCUGUUGAAAAACAGAAUCGAACAGGGAGAAAUAUACCUGAAUUUAUCCAAUAGAAACUCUCAUUUGCAACUGUUGGACUAAUGAUUAUACCCUAGAUCAGUUAGAUGCAGGCAAGAGUGUGCAAGGCGGUAUUGAAUGUGUCAUUGUCUGUCACCUCGAUUACUCUAAUUGUUCUCUCGACCUGUGAACCUACGUUGUAAACUUUCAUUCAUUUAAACAUCACCGACCGCCACUGUAUUACAGUAAGUGUCAUGCGUCUGGGUGUAGCGGUAGGAUGGAAUCAGGCGCAGGAUACAGAACUGUAUAAAGAAAGUUAUUUACUGGAAGAAAAUAAGCAGAGCAAAUCCUCCACGCAGGGAAGAGCAAAUACCGGCUCACCAAAAGACAGCAAAACAACGAACAAUCACACACAACACCAUGAGGGAACCAGACGGUAAAAUAGGGAAACAAAUUAACAUAAUGGGUAACAGGUGUGAUCAAGAUAAGUGUAACACAGAAAACAUCGAUCGGUGGCAGCUAGUCCUCUGGUGACGACGAACAUCAAAGCCUGCCCGAGCAAGGGGCAGCCUCGGCUGAAUUCGUGACAGUACCCCCCCCCCCCUUGACGCAUGGCUCCAGCCGUGCGCCGACACCGGCCUCUGGGACGGCCAGGAGGACGCGGAGCAGGGCGAGUCGGAUGACGACGAUGGAACUCCCUCAACAGGGAGGGAUUGAGGAUGUCCCUCCUGGGAAUCCAGCUCCGUUCCUCCGGACCGUACCCCUCCCACUCCACGAGAUACUGCAGGCCCCCCACCCGACGCCUCGAAUCCAGAAUGGAACGGACCGAGUACGCCGGUUCCCCCUCAAUGUCCAAUGGGGGCGGAGGAACCUCCUGCACCUCAGCCUCCUGGAGCGGACCAGCUACCACCGGCCUGAGGAGAGACACAUGGAACGAGGGGUUAAUACGGUAAUCAGGGGGGAGCUGUAACCUAUAACAAACCUUGUUCAAUCUCCUCAGGACUUUAAAGGGCCCCACAAACCGCCGACCCAGCUUCCGGCACGGCAGGCGAAGGGGCAGGUUUCGGGUUGAGAGCCAGACCCGGUCCCCCGGUCCAUACACCGCAGCCUCACUGCGGUGGCGGUCGGCACUCGCCUUCUGACGCCUGAUAGCCCUUUGCAGGCGUACAUGGGCAGCGUUCCAGGUCUCCUCCGAGCGCCGAAACCAUUCAUCCACCGCAGGUGCCUCGACCUGGCUCUGAUGCCAUGGUGCCAGGACCGGCUGAUAACCUAGUACACACUGAAAGGGAGACCGGUCAGUGGAGGUGUGGCGGAGGGAAUUUUGUGCGAUCUCUGCCCAGGGGAUGUAAACUGACCAAUCCCCCGGCCGGUCCUGGCAAUAUGACCUCAGAAACCUACCCACAUCCUGGUUUACUCUCUCCACCUGCCCAUUACUCUCGGGGUGAAACCCUGAGGUCAGGCUGAUCGAGACCCCCAGAUGGUCCAUGAACGCCUUCCAGACCCUUGACGUGAACUGGGGACCCCGAUCAGACACUAUAUCCUCAGGUACCCUGUAGUGCUGGAAGACGUGUGUAAACAGGGCCUCCGCAGUCUGUAGGGCUGUAGGGAGACCGGGAAAAGGAAUGAGACGACAGGACUUAGAAAACCGAUCCACAACGACUAGGAUCGUACUAUUCCCUUGGGGGGAGGUCCGUAACAAAGUCCACCGAUAGGUGUGACCACGGCCGUUGUGGAACGGGGAGAGGUUGUAAUUUCCCUCUGGGCAGGUGUCUAGGUGCCUUGCACUGGGCACACACCGAACAUGAGCAAACAUAAACCCUCAUGUCCUGAGCUAAGGUAGGCCACCAGUACUUCCCACUAAGACAGUGCACUGUCCGACCGAUGCCAGGAUGACCAGAAGAGGGUGACGUGUGAGCCCAAUAGAUCAAUUGAUCGUACACAUGACCCACUGGACACUGGGGGGGAGUGGGCUCCGUGCGUGAUUCCCGCUCGAUGUCAACCUCCCAUACCACCGGUUCCACCAGACAAGAAGCCGGAAGUAUGGGAGUGGGCUCCCUGGACCGCUCCUCUGUGUCAUACAGCCAGGACAGAGCGUCUGUCUUAGUAUUCUGGGAACCUGGUCUGUAGGAAAGGGUGAAAUCAAAACGCGUGAAAAACAUGGCCCACCUUGCCUGGCGAGGGUUCAGUCUCCUCGCCGCCCGUAUGUACUCCAAAUUGCGGUGGUCAGUCAAAAUGAGAAGGGUUUUUUGCCCCCUCAAGCCAAUGUCUCCAUGCCUUUAGAGCCUUCACAACAGCUAACAGCUCCCGGUCCCCCACAUCAUAGUUUUGCUCCGCCGGGCUGAGCUUCUUUGAGAAGAAAGCAUAGGGGCGGAGCUUUGUGGGCGUACCCGAGCGCUGAGACAGUACGGCUCCUAUCCCAGCCUCGGACGCGUCCACCUCGACUAUGAAUGCCAAGGAGGGAUCCGGAUGAGCCAGCACAGGAGCCGAAGUGAACAGUGCCUUCAGGUGACCAAAAGCCCUGUCCGCCUCCGCUGACCACCGCAGGCACACCGGUCCCCCCUUCAGCAAGGAGGUAAUGGGAGCCGCUACCUGACCGAAGCCCCGGAUAAACCUCCGGUAGAACCCUAAGAAUCGCUGCACCUCCUUAACCGUGGUUGGAGUCGGCCAAUUACGCACGGCUGCAAUGCGGUCAUUCUCCAUCUCCACCCCUGACUCGGACAGGUGGUGUCCUAAGAAGGAGACGGACUGUUGGAAGAACAGACAUUUCUCAGCCUUGACGUACAGGUCGUGCUCCAACAGUCGACCAAGCACCUUGCGCACCAGGGACACAUGCUCGGCUCGUGUAGCGGAGUAUAUGAGAAUAUAAUCUAUAUACACCACUACACCCUGUCCGUGCAGGUCCCUGAAAAUCUCAUCGACAAAGGAUUGGAAGACUGAUGGAGCAUUCAUCAACCUGUACGGCAUUACGAGGUACUCAUAGUGCCCAGAGGUGGUACUAAAUGCCGUCUUCCACUCAUCCCCUUCCCAGAUACGCACCAGAUUGUACGCGCUCCUGAGAUCCAAUUUGGUGAAGAAGCGCGCCACGUGCAAUGACUCCGUCACACUAGCAAUGAGAGGUAGUGGGUAACUGUACUUUACAGUUAUCUGAUUUGAGACCUCGAUAGUCAAUGCACGGGCAUAAACCUCCAUCCUUCUUCUUCACAAAAAAGAAACUUGAGGAGGCAGGGGAAGUGGAGUGCCAGAUGUAUCCCUGUCCCAGAGAUUCGGAGACAUAUGUUGACAGAGGAUACAUGUGACUCCGAGGAAGUGCAGCGCCCUCCCGGAGAUUUAUCGCACAAUCCCCCUGUCAAUGGGGUGGUAAUUGAGUCGCCUUCCUUUUACAGAAGGCGAGAGCCAAAUCGGCAUAUUCGGGGGGAAUGUGCAUCGUAGAGACCUGGUUUGGACUCUCCACCGUAGUUGCACCUAAGGAAACACCUACACACCUCCCCGAGCACUGACGUGACCAUCCCUUAAGAGCCCUCUGUUGCCACGAAAUAUUGGGGUCAUGAAUGGCUAACCAGGGAAGCCCCAGCACCACGGGAAACGCAGGAGAAUCGAUCAGGAAGAGACUGAUUCUCUCCUCAUGACCCUCCUGCGUUUCCAUCCAGAGUGGAGCUGUAACCUCCCUAAUCAGGCCCGACCCUAAAGGGCGACUAUCUAAGGCAUGUAUGGGGAAGGGCACAUCAACAGGCACAAUAGGGAUCCCUAAUCUACGUGCAAACAGACAGUCUAUAAAAUUCCCAGCUGCGCCAGAAUCUACGAGCGCCUUAUGCUGGGAAUGUGGGGAAAACUCAGGAAAUCUUACACACACACACACACACACAUGUGAGCAACAGGGAGCUCUGGGUGAGUUGGGCGCUUACUCACCUGGGAUGGUCCACCAGGGCCCUGCCUGCUGCCUCGACUCCCUGAGGACCCUUUCCAGCACCGACCAGCAGUGUGUCCUCUGCGGCCACAGUUGGUGCAGGAAACAGUGCCCUUACCGGUCCCCCUUACAUCAGCAACUCCAAGCUCCAUGGGUGUAGGUUCGGAAGUGCUGGGGGAUGGACUGGACGGACCCUGAUUCGGACGUCCGCUGGUGGCCAACAGGUUAUCGAGCCGGAUAGAUAAGUCUAUCAGCUGUUCUAGGUUAAGAGUGGUGUCCCUGCAGGCCAGCUCCCGACGAACAUCCUCCCGUAGGCUGCAUCGGUAGUGGUCUAUCAGGGCCCUCUCAUUCCAUCCCGCGCUGGCAGCCAAGGUUCUGAAGUCCAAUGCGAAGUCCUGUGCGCUCCUCUUCCCCUGUCUGAGGUGGAACAAUCGCUCUCCCGCCACUCUACCCUCCGGUGGAUGAUCGAAUACAGCCCGGAAACGGCGGGUAAAAUCCUCAUAGUGCACAGACUCCGCAUCUAUAGCUCCCCACUCCGCGUUGGCCCACUCGAGUGCUUUCCCCGACAGACAGGAAAUGAGGGCGGACACGCUCUCGUAUCCCGAGGGAGCCGGGUGGAUGGUUGCCAGGUAGAGAAACCCCUGACACCCGGCAGCUGUUCCAUCAUAUGCCCUCGGGACCGAGAGCCGAAUCCCACUGGAACCAGUGUUAGAAUGGGUGGAAUUGGAGGAAGAGGAGAUGUUGGGAAACCUCCUCUGUCCCAUCGCUCCAUAGUGUUCAGGACUCGAUCCAUAGCUGUGCCCAAAGUUUGUAGCAUGGUCGAGUGCUGCUGGAUGCGUUCCUCCACUGAGCUUGAAGGAAUGGACGUGCCUGCUGAAUCCAUUACAAUGGUGCGUGAUUCUGGGUGUAGCGGUAGGAUGGAAUCAGGCGCAGGAUACAGAACUGUAUGAAUGGAACAACAUUUACUGGAACAAAAUAAGCAGAGCAAGUCCUCCACGCAGGGAAGAGCAAAUACCGGCUCACCAAAAGACAGCAAAAAGACGAACAGUCACGCACAACACCAUGAGGGAACCAGAGGGUAAAAUAGGGAAACAAAUUAACAUAAUAGGUAACAGGUGUGAUCAAUACAGACAAGACAAGUGUAACACAGAAAACAUCGAUCGGUGGCAGCUAGUACUCCGGUGACGACGAAAUCCGAAGCCUGCCCGAGCAAGGAGGUGGGGCAGCCUCUGCUGAAUUCGUGACAGUAAGGUACUUCAUUGUUACCCUGAAAUGAUUUGAUAUUGAGAUAAAAUGGCUGCAUUGGGCCUUUAAGAGACGUAAACCAUAUCCUCACAUUCCCAGUGGGUCAGAAGUUUACAUACACUCAAUUAGUAUUUGGUAGCAUUGCCUUUAAAUUGUUUAAUUGGGUCAAACGUUUCGGGUAGCCCUCCACAAGCUUCCCACAAUAAGUUGGGUGAAUUUUGGCCCAUUCCUCCUGACAGAGCUGGUGUAACUGAGUCAGGUUUGUAGGCCUCCUUGCUUGCACACACUUUUUCAGUUCUGCCCACAAAUGUUCUAUAGGAUUGAGGUCAGGGCUUUGUGAUGGCCACUCCAAUACCUUGACUUUGUUGUCCUUAAGCCAUUUUGCCACAACUUGGGGUCAUUGUCCAUUUGGAAGACCCAUUUGCGACCAAGCUUUAACUUCCUGACUGAUGUCUCGAGAUGUUGCUUCAAUAUAUCCACAUAAUUUUCCUUCCUCAUGAUGCCAUCUAUUUUCUGAAGUGCACCAGUCCCUACUGCAGCAAAGCACCCCCACAGCAUGAUGCUGCCACCCCGUGCUUCACGGUUGGGAUGGUGUUCUUCGGCUUGCAAGCUAUACCCUUUUUCCUCCAAACAUAACGAUGGUCAUUAUGGCCAAACAGUUCUAUUUUUGUUUCAUCAGACCGGAGGACAUUUCUCCAAAAAGUACGAUCUUUGUCCCCAUGUGCAGUUGCAAACCGUAGUCUGGCUUUUUUAUGGUGGUUUUGGAGCAGUGGCAUCUUCCUUGCUGAGCGGGCUUUCAGGUUAUGUCGAUAUAGGACUCGUUUUCACAAGGUCCUUUGCUGUUGUUCUGGGAUUGAUUUGCACUUCUCGCACCAAAGUACGUUCAUCUCUAGGAGACAGAACGCAUCUCCUUCCUGAGUGGUAUGACGGCUGCGUGGUCCCAUAGUGUUUAUACUUGUGUACUAUUGUUUGUACAGAUGAACGUGGUACCUUCAGGCGUUUGGAAAUUGCUCCCAAGGAUGAACCAGACUUGUGGAGGUCUACAAUUAUUUUAUCUGAGGUCUUGGCUGAUUUCUUUUGAUUUUCCCAUGAUGUCAAGCAAAGAGGCACUGAGUUUGAAGGUAGGCCUUGAAAUACAUCCACAGGUACACCUCCAAUUUACUCAAAUGAUGUCAAUUAGCAUAUCAGAAGCUUCUAAAGCCAUGACAUCAUUUUCUGGAAUUUUCCAAGCUGUUUAAAGGCACAGUCAACUUAGUGUAUGUAAACUUCUGACCCACACUUUUUUUUUUGACAAAAUGUUUAAAAAAGGUAUAAUCUUCGUAAAUGAUAUCUUCGGUAGGGCUGGUGGAGUUAUGUCGCACAUGCAGCUAACAAAAACAUAUGGAAAUGUCUGCUCUACCAAAAAUUACAACCAAAUAAUUGCAGCCUUUUCGCAAAAAUGGAAGAGGAAAGUGGAAGGGGGAGAAAGUAAGGAACUUGUCUGUCGGCCUUGCAUUAAAGAACAUAAUUGGUUAAGGAAAACUGUGAUAAAUAAAAAAGUAUACCAGUUUCAUUUAAGGACAGCCGUCCCAUAUAGAUUGCAAAAUAGUUGGGAAGAGAUUUUUGAUGUACCGAUCCCAUGGCAUAGUGUUUAUGAACUGAUACGCAAAACGACACCGGAUUCAAAAAUUAGAAUCUUUCAAUUUAAAUUAUUAUAUACAAUUCUUGCUACCAAUAGAAUGUUAUUUAUAUGGGGAAUACAAUCUUCCCAGCUCUGCAGAUUUUGCUGCGAAGAGACAGAAUCAUUAGAUCAUUUGUUUUGGUACUGUCCAUUUGUAGCUUGUUUUUGGACACAGGUCCAGGAAUGGCUAAAGAAUUGCAAUAUUUACCUGGAGCUAACCCUGCAGAUAGCAUUACUGGGUGAUCUGAAAAGUUAUAGUCAAUCAAUCAAUAAUAUAAUAAUACUUUUAGCAAAAAUGUUUAUUUUUAAUUCACAAUCUGUAGAAGCAAUGAGAAUAGAAAGGUUCAGAAUUUUUGUAAAACAUCACAGUACAGUUGAAAUAUAUAUGGCAAAUAGAAAUCCUAUAUGGAUGGUGUUAAGAGAUAGAUGGGAGGUGUUCAAUGUAGCUGAAGGAUGGGACUAAUAACAACUAACAACAAAAUAAUAACAAGAUAACUAAUAAUGUAAGCAUACUGUGUCCAUAAUAAGUAUAUAGGUUCUAUGUUGGGAGCUUUUGGGAAAGAGCACAGUUAGAAAGAUAUGGCAUAUAGAAACAAACCGGAUGGACAUCAUGAAAAUGAUCAGAGAGGUUGAGAGUAGAACAAGUUCAGGAGAAAAAAAAAAAAUAGAUAUAAUUAUUGUAAAAUUGAAUGUGUCCAUAAAAUGUAGAUAGUAAGUAUAAGCUGGAAGUAGAGGCCUAAGCAUUGUUGUUCACUAGUUUACCCCAUAUAUAUAUAUAUACACACACACACAGUGGGGGAAAAAAGUAUUUAGUCAGCCACCAAUUGUGCAAGUUCUCCCACUUAAAAAGAUGAGAGAGGCCUGUAAUUUUCAUCAUAGGUACACGUCAACUAUGACAGACAAAAUGAGAAUUUUUUUUCCAGAAAAUCACAUUGUAGGAUUUUUAAUGAGUUUAUUUGCAAAUUAUGGUGGAAAAUAAGUAUUUGGUCAAUAACAAAAGUUUCUCAAUACUUUGUUAUAUACCCUUUGUUGGCAAUGACACAGGUCAAACGUUUUCUGUAAGUCUUCACAAGGUUUUCACACACUGUUGCUGGUAUUUUGGCCCAUUCCUCCAUGCAGAUCUCCUCUAGAGCAGUGAUGUUUUGGGGCUGUCGCUGGGCAACACAGACUUUCAACUCCCUCCAAAGAUUUUCUAUGGGGUUGAGAUCUGGAGACUGGCUAGGCCACUUAGGACCUUGAAAUGCUUCUUACGAAGCCACUCCUUCUUUGCCCUGGCGGUGUGUUUGGGAUCAUUUUCAUGCUGAAAGACCCAGCCACGUUUCAUCUUCAAUGCCCUUGCUGAUGGAAGGAGGUUUUCACUCAAAAUCUCACGAUACAUGGCCCCAUUCAUUCUUUCCUUUACACGGAUCAGUCGUCCUGGUCCCUUUGCAGAAAAACAGCCCCAAAGCAUGAUGUUUCCACCCCCAUGCUUCACAGUAGGUAUGGUGUUCUUUGGAUGCAACUCAGCAUUCUUUGUCCUCCAAACACAACGAGUUGAGUUUUUACCAAAAAGUUAUAUUUUGGUUUCAUCUGACCAUAUGACACUCUCCCAAUCCUCUUCUGGAUCAUCCAAAUGCACUCUAGCAAACUUCAGACGGGCCUGGACAUGUACUGGCUUAAGCAGGGGGACAUGUCUUGUACUGCAGGAUUUGAGUCCCUGGCGGCGUAGUGUGUUACUGAUGGUAGGCUUUGUUACUUUGGUCCCAGCUCUCUGCAGGUCAUUCACUAGGUCCCCCCGUGUGGUUCUGGGAUUUUUGCUCACCGUUCCUGUUGACCCCACGGGUGAGAUCUUGCGUGGAGCCCCAGAUCGAGGGAGAUUAUUAGUGGUCUUGUAUGUCUUCCAUUUCCUAAUAAUUGCUCCCACAGUUUAUUUCUUCAAACCAAGCUGCUUACCUAUUGCAGAUUCAGUCUUCCCAGCCUGGUGCAGGUCUACAAUUUUGUUUCUGGUGUCCUUUGACAGCUCUUUGGUCUUGGCCAUAGUGGAGUUUGGAGUGUGACUGUUUGAGGUUGUGGACAGGUGUCUUUUAUACUGAUAACAAGUUCAAACAGGUGCCAUUAAUACAGGUAACGAGUGGAGGACAGAGGAGCCUCUUAAAGAAGAAGUUACAGGUCUGUGAGAGCCAGAAAUCUUGCUUGUUUGUAGGUGACCAAAUACUUAUUUUCCACCAUAAUUUGCAAAUAAAUUCAUUAAAAAUCCUACAAUGUGAUUUUCUGGAGAAAAAAAUUCUCAAUUUGUCUGUCAUAGUUGACGUGGCCUAGCCAGUCUCCAGAUCUCAACCCCAUAGAAAAUCUUUGGAGGGAGUUGAAAGUCUGUGUUGCCCAGCGACAGCCCCAAAACAUCACUGCUCUAGAGGAGAUCUGCAUGGAGGAAUGGGCCAAAAUACCAGCAACAGUGUGUGAAAACCUUGUGAAGACUUACAGAAAACGUUUGACCUGUGUCAUUGCCAACAAAGGUUAUAUAACCAAGUAUUGAGAAACUUUUGUUAAUGACCAAAUACUUAUUUUCCACCAUAAUUUGCAAAUAAAUUCAUAAAAAAUCCUACAAUGUGAUUUUCUGGAUAUUUUUUUCUCAUUUUGUCUGUCAUAGUUGACGUGUACCUAUGAUGAAAAUUACAGGCCUCUCUCAUCUUUUUAAGUGGGAGAACUUGCACAAUUGGUGGCUGACUAAAUACUUUUUUCCCCCACUGUACAAUCUAUCUGCAAUGUUAAGCUUAAAAGUUUGGAAAAAUAGUCAGCAAACUGUCUCGAGGCCUCGUUAUUCAUGGCUUUCAAGUUGUCACUCCACUACUGAAUGAUCAAUGAACCCAAAUGGAGAGUUCUGCCCCUGUCAUACUCAAUGUGUGGAGUAGAUGACAUUUCAUGCAUACAUACUGGUACGUUCUAGGGUGUAUUUGAUAUAAUGGUUGUACCUGCUUCUUGAGGAUGACUCUCUGGGUCUUGGUCUCAACGUCCAGCACCAGUUCAGCACCGGCCACCACCCGUUUCUUCCCCACCUGCCUCUUCCCUGCAUAAAAAAUAAAUAAAUAAAAAGAUAUACAAAAAAAAAACACUUCUGACCCACUGGAAUUGUGAUACAGUGAAUUAUAAGUGAAAUAAUCUGUCUGUAAACAGUUGUUGGAAAAAUGACUUGUGUCAUGCACAAAGUAGAUGUCCUAACCGACUUGCCAAAACUAUAGUUUGUUAACAAGAAAUGUGUGGAGUGGUUGAAAAACUAAUUUUAAUGACUCCAACCUAAGUGUAUGUAAACUUCCGACUUCAACUGUAGGUCCUGGAUGGCAGGAAGCUUGGCCCCAGUGAUGUACUGGGCCGUACGCACUACCCUCUGUAGCGCCUAAUGGACGGAUGCCGAGCAGUUGCUAUACCAGGCGGUGAUGCAACCGGUCAGGAUGCUCUCGAUGGUGUAGCUGUAUAACUUUUUGAGGAUCUGGGGACCCAUGCCAAAUCUUUUCAGUCUCCUGAGGGGGAAUAGGUUUUGUCGUGCCCUCUUCACGACUGUCUUGGUGUGUUUGGACCAUGAUAGUUUGUUGGUGAUGUGGACACCAAGGAACUUGAAACUCUCGACCCGCUCCACUACAGCCUCGUCGAUGUGAAUGGGGGCAUGUUCGGCCCUCCUUUUCCUGUAGUCCACGAUCAUCUCCUUUGUCUUGCUCACGUUGAGGGAGAGGUUGUUGUCCUGGCAGCACACUGCCAGGUCUCUGACGACCUCCCUAUAGGCUGUGUCAUCGUUGUCGGUGAUCAGGCCUACCACUGUUGUGUCGUCAGCAAAUUUCAUGAUGGUGUUGGAGUCAUGCUUGGCCACGCAGUCGUGGGUGAACAGGGAGUACAGGAGGGUACUUAGCACGCACCCCUGAGGGGCCCUCGUGUUGAGGAUCAGCGUGGCAGAUGUGUUGUUGCCUACCCUUUCCACCUGUGGGCGUCCCGUCCGGAAGUCCAGGAUCCAGUUGCAGAGGGAGGUGUUUAGUCCCAGGAUCCUUAGCUUAGUGAUGUGUAUUACAUGUGUAUAAGGCUGUUCAUAACAAGUUAGAGGUUUAUACAUUGUGUAUUACAUGUGUAUAAUAUUGUUUAUAACAAUAUUUAUAACAGAUUUUAACCUGUGUUAUUCCCCCUGUAGGUGGAUGCCAGGUUAACUCCCCUGGCCGCCAUGGGUCUGGACCGCAACGCUCUUAUGCGGGAUGGCCUCCGCCUGCACGGCGGCGUGAUCUACCCAGGGAUACAAGCACUGUCGGCUGAGAAGCCCCGCGACGGGACCAAUACCCUCCCCCUGAGCUACGGCCGAGACGGCCUCCCGGACCUCCUCUAUAAACCUGAUGUCUCCAUGGACAGGAGCAAGCCCACUAACAGCUACCUGGGCCUGUACAAGAGCCCUCCACCAGGCCUCCAGAGGGGGCCAGAGGGCCUGGGACUGGACAGGAUAGGUGUGGGGCCUGGGGGGGAGAAGCCCUCAGAGCUGGGCCUCGGGGAUGCUGGUGCAGCAGCAGGCGGGUACCUGCGUCUGCCCUGGGGGCUGAGCCCGGGGCUGUACCCCGAAGCGGGCCUCUACCCCUUCAUGGACUCCUCCAAGUACGCCGCCCUCAGCAUGUACAAGGCUCAGUUCCUCAGUCAGCCCAGCCCCUACCUGCCACAGCACCUGGCCUACCAGUCUCUCUGUGCCUCCCAGGGGGGGAACAUGAACCCUGCUGCUGCCUCGGCCUCCGAGAGGCUCUACUUCAUGCCCCCCUACCCCCCGUCCCCGAUCUCGUCCCCCCUGGUGGGGUCUCCCAUGAGGAUCCCAGCGGUGUCUGUGGCCCCCACCUCCAUGGUGCACUGCCAGGAGAAGGGGCUGAGUGUCGGGUCUCGCAUCCACCACGAGGGCUCUCCGUUUGGGCAGCAGCUUCACCAGCCUCCCCCUCCACCCCAGCACCUUCAGCCCCCCCACACAAACAGAGACCGAGACAGACCCCCCAGCAGGAGCAGUAAGCCCACUAGAUCCACCUCAAACAAAGGAGCCAGCACCAGCAGUGGUAGUAUUGGUAGUAGUGGUGGUAGUAGUAGCCUUCCCAUUGAUUCUUCCCCUGGCACCUCCUCUCGCCUCCCCCAGGCUGCUCCCCCCCUGCCUCCCCCUCUCAGCGACAGCACCUUAGACCUACAGAGGCCAGUCCCUCGAAUAGGGCCACCAUCUUCCUCCUCCUUAUCUUCCUCCUCUUCCCAGUCGAUGCCUCACCCAUUUUAUGUGAGCAGCAUGGCUCAAGAGCAUCACUCCCCCGCCCGACACAGCCCCCACAAAUCCAGCCCCAGGGAUGGGGCGUCGGAGCACAGGGCUGGGGGGUGUGAGAGGAAACCCAAUCAGUCCCCUUCCAAACCGUCCUCUGAGCGGCCAACCCCACCGAACAAGACUACCAAAGACCCAGCAGGCCCAAAGCCUCUGGACCUCUCUGGAAGGCUGCUGGAGUUCGGCCUGCCUCCCAACACCUUCCCCAUCAAGAUAGAGGCUCUGGGGUCUCCGGGGCCUCGGUAUGGACAUCACCCCAGCCGGGAGCUCCUGAAGGAGACCCUCUUACCCUCCUCCCACCCCUCCCACUCCCACUCAGUGGUCAACAGCACUUUCUCCAAGGCCCCAGACAGGCCAGAGAUGAUCAGCACUUUGCACUCCUCCUGGGUGGUGCCCACCCCUACACCCAUCUCUACACCCAUCUCCACCAUUGGGUCCACCCACACCCACACCCCCCCCCACCCCCCAGCCCUAUCCCCCUCCCCCAGGCCCAGCCCAGCCCCCCAAGGGAAAGGCUUCUCUCCCUCUGUCAUCAAACACAAGGUUCUGGAGAGAGUCCUGCCCCAGUCCCAGCAAAGCAGCCCAUCCUGCCCCAGGGUAGGAGAGCCGCAUACUACCCCAAUACCUUCCAAUCACAAUCCUGCCUCCACAAUGCCCCCGUCCCCCAAACCCAAUGGUGAUUGGCCCAAACACAGCCCCAGCCAUUCAGAAGAUUCCCCCAUGGCCGGCCAUCAUAGGAGCUCCACAGAGAAGCCCCCCAAAGCCCCCAAGAGGGCUGAGACGUCCCAGGAGGUGUCUCUGUAUAAUAAACGUCCUUGUCUGGAGAAUAUCAAUGGGCACACGCCCAGCCACCUUUACCUAGCUCACAGCAUGGCCUACGCCAACCGAUACCUGCACUACUCUGUAUCUGACAGCAUGGCCCUCCAUUCUCUCCCUCUGCCAGGGAAGGGCCCAGCCUACCCUCACCCCAUCCUGCUGGGCAACAGCAGCCUGUACCCCUCCCACCUGGCAGCCAAACACCCCUUACCCUACCACAGCCAUGCUGGGGAGUACCUCACCUACAACUCCCGGGAGAUGGUCCACCCUCUGAUGCACGCACAUCCAGACUCCAAAGUCCUGGAGCGGGGGCCCAAGUGCCGGGGCCAGGGUCAGGACAAACCUAGAGGUCUCACGGAGGAUUGUGGUGGGUCCCGCAGGGGCCGAAGUGGUGUGGAGACAGGAGAGGAUUCCCAUGUGAAGCCCAAAAGCGAGGCAGGGGAGCGGGGCGGGAGCCAGCCCAGACCCACUUCCUCCUCCAGCACCAGUACCCCCUCCAAAGACCGUAUCGUCUGCAUUGACCUCGUCCACUCCGACACAGAUGGAGAGUCUACUCCGUCCACCAACAAGCCGCAAGUCUCCGUUACCGUCCCCAUCGCCAGGGGCAACCAACACAACUGUUGCCAUGGCAACCAAAACAUUAGGGAAGUGGAACAGGAGCCAAAAUACCAACUUCAUCAUCACCACCACCCCAGCCCAAGCUCCACCCUGAGAACUAUCCACACAGACAGACAACUAGAGACCCUCUGUAUGAGACCCAGGCCCCUCCAGGAAACGGGCUGUACAGGUGUGGCCUCUAGCCCACCUCAGGGCUCCGCAGAGCUUGUUAAUCGGGCUGAGGAGAGUCCUGAGGACCAGAGUCCUUCCUCAGACCCAGGGGACCAAGGGGAACAGGACCAGAGCACCCUGCGCUGUGCCCGAACGUCUGGCGACCGCAAGUCUGGCGACCGCAUCUCUGGCAACCAUACAACUGGGGAUUGUGACCGCAAGUCUGGCGACCACAUGUCUAGAGAUCGCACAUUUUUUUGCGACCGCACGUCUGGAGAGGAGAGAGAAAAGAUGGACAGACUAACCUUCUCCCACCCCAUCCAUCGCUACAUGGACCUGGGGAAGGAGAGAGACAGUGAAAGAGAAGGAGGGAGCGUUGGAGACACAGAGGAGUCACAUGGAGAGGGGGAUGAGGAUGAAGAGGGUGGGCGAAGAGGCUCACGGAGGACCAGCCUUACCAAGAGGAUUGCUAGCUCCUCAGGCUAUGUGGGCGACCGCAUCAAAUGUGUCACCACCGAGCUGUACGCAGACUCUAGCAAGCUGAGCCGGGAACAGCGCGCCCUGCAAGUGAGUUGAGAGAAAUGCGGAUGUAGUUGGGUUGGGUUGGGGGGCAGCGUCAGUGGAUGUGAUGAUAACAUGACUCAUUCAUCUGAAGCCAUUUACAGUUUUAUAUGGUACGUUCCCAUAUGACCUGUGCAGGAAUCAAACCUACAACUAUGGUCAAUUCUGCCACUUAUUCUAGCGGGCCCAUAGAGACUUUCACAUUAUUCAGACAGGAUAUGACUUCAUAUAGGAUGUGUCUUAGAAUCAGUCUAUGGAUCAGAUAUCUGCUCCCCAUAGCUGAACUUGUAGGGUGAGGGUUAGUCCAGGGUUAUAGGCUUAUACCAGCCCUUUGUGUUGCCUCUGAGUUUAUGAGAGGACAUUUGAAGGAUGUUGACGGUCAGUGAGUUAGUACAAGGCCAGUUCAAAGGUUAACCUAGGCCUGUGAGUUGUCUAGGCAACAUUGGUUAGGUGGUUUGUGUUCUCUGUGUAUCUACCUCGGGAGAAAGAGAAUGAGAGUGAGGGGGGAGAUGGUGAAAUAGAAAGGGAGGUUGCAAAAGUUUGCAAAAGCAUGUGUUGCUGGCUGCUGAGCGGUAGGGCCUCAUGGUUCCCCCUGCCUCUGACUGUGCUUAACCCCAAGGGGAGCCAGAGGGUCUGGAGGGUGGAUGGAUGGGGUUCCCCUCCACCCACCCCGGCCUUAUCCAAGGUCACACACCCCUUCCCCCAAGGCUAUUAGUGCCUGGCUCCUCACACAUGCACAAACACACACACUGAACACAUUUAAGACACGCACACACCAGGGUUUCCAUUAGCUUGUAAUAGCCGGCCUUUGUCCCCAAAAAAUAAAAUAGAAAAGCCGAUAAAUAAAAUUGAUGCAGGCCAAUUGUCCGGGAGAAGAGGAAAAAAUCCCAUUGUAAAAUAAUGCUUUUUAGCCUAUUCAUGGAUGGAAAUACAAGUCGAUGGAAAUACAUUUGGCUGGUCAUGCUUCUAGGUCUAUAUGUUAAUUUGCAUAAUUUAGUGGAAUUAAAUUGGCGUGUGCACACAGUAUAUUUGUUAUGUAUCUUAUUUAUCACACGCGUACAGGAUACAGAGCCUUUGAGUGGAAAAUCUGCCAGACAGCGGGAGAGCUGCUGCUGCAGCAUCUUGUGGUGCUUUCAAGACAACUGGGAAUUCAGAAAAAUACAAGGUCAAAUCAUGAGGUCAGUGUUCUUCAGGUCGGAAAGUUGGAGCUCUAGAAAGAGGCCCGAGUUCCCGAGUUGGAUGACUGUUCAAAACGAUUUUUCCCCAGUUGUCUUGAACGCACUGAAGACGGAAGGCAGGCUUCAUCAGCGCAUCACACACCACUUUUGCUAUGAGCUGGAGGCAGUUUCGAAAACAUGUACUUAAUUGUUUGAAACCUGAACGUUUUAAAACAUAUAUUAUGAGGCAUGUCUUACCUUGCUUCAAAGUAGCCUAUUCUCAUUUUGUGUUCUUUUUUUCGAACUGAUAUUUUCAUCUCUGUCACAUGAAACCUCUCGCAUGUGCAGUGUCCUUUUGACAACAGUGUUUUCCCACUAAUUGCAUUAUGGAACAAACAUUUGCGAGUAGCCUACUGCCUUGUGUGCAUUGCUGUGGCUAUAACGUGAAGAAGUAGCCUAAUAGUUUAACAUUUUAAGCUAAACAUUCUGAUCUUUAUGUAGCCUAGGCCUACUGGUUGGAUGGAUUUGGGAUCCAUCUUCCCACAACUGUCCCAGAGUCGGAUUGGAAUGAGCUAUUUAUUUCUCGACAAGCUGACCAAUAGAAUAGGAAGCCUUAAUGUUUCUACUAUAGUAGAUUGACAUAGGCUAGUGAUUUUGCUGUUCGUUACUGGUCUUGUUGGCUGAGGAAAAGUACAUGUGGACAGUUAUUUUAACAUGUUCAAAGGGCACAUCAGAAUUCGGGUAAGAAGGACCGCACAUCGUUGCAUCCUCGACUUGCAUGUUCUGUUAAUAUGAAUUACCAUAUUCUAAAUGUGAUUUCUGUCAUUCUGAGCACCGUGGGUAGAAGCCCUAAUCGGGUUACGCACCCAAUGCAUAUGGGUCCGGUAAAUUCCUCAAAUGUCCGGUAAAUUUAAAAUGUUGCCUGUCAAAUGUCCUGCAACACAUUUUCCUAACGGAAACCCUGACACACACACACACACACACAUACACACACACAGACAUACUAUAAACAAACACAGAUUCAGUCCUGCACGAUUGAACUGCGGUGCAUUAUUGAGUGAUCAGACUGAAUCUACUUUUCUACUUGUUAUAGACCAACAUCCUGGUUCUGGUUAGAUUAGAUAAAAAAACACGUGUGUGUAUACGAUUUCUGGCGUAGACACACACACACACACACACCUCUUAUGAUGUAUAUGAAUGAAUGGGACAGAGGCACAUGUGUGUUAACCGGUUGGUUCCACCCGUCCAUAUGUUGUGAGGGCACCUCUAAACCAUGUUGGUUUGUCUUUAAUUGUCAUGCUUGCUGAUACAAAGCUAUCAAAUGCUAGAUUUCUGGACGUUUACUAUCAUCUUAAUAAGAGCCUCUGUCUAACUAAUUUAUGAUAAAUUAUAUACCCACAAUCACCCCCCCCCCCCCCCCCCCCCCCCCCAGUUCAGAAAACAAGGGUUUGAUAGUUUUGUAGUUGUGUUUAUUGACCGAUUCCCUGGUUUGGUUUGACUGUGUGUGUGCUUGGUGGGACUAUGGCUGGUUUGACUGUGUGUGUGCUUGGUGGGACUAUGGCUGCUAGAUGAUGUUUGUGUAUAACAGGGGUACUCCUCCUCCAGGUCUGCACUACUGCUGGGUUUCCUUUCUCCUUGUAGUUAAUAGGUUGGUUGGUUGAUUGAUGUUACUGAUUGGUCAAACCUUGAUUAGAGGGGAAGAACAAAAACUAGCAGUGCUGCAGACCCUGAGGACCGGAGUUGAGAAAGGGAGGUGUAAAGAUAUGUGGAGAAAGACAUUUUAACAUACAAUACCUACAUGAAAUGCUAGACAGAUAUACUGACUAAAAUGAUGGGCAGAUAUUAAAUAAUGAACAGAUAUAUUGAAAUGAUAAAAAUAAUGAACAGAAUAUAAAAUGAUGGAAAUGAUGGACAGAAUAUGGAAAGGAUAGAAUAUGCAAUGGACAGAUAUAUUGAGCCCCCCCCCCCCGUUCUAAUUGCUUAGAUGGAAGUCAUAUCACGAGAGAGGAGUAAUAUAACUCAACCUGCAGCUAACUGGGAGGUCAGUUAUUUACAUUUCUUUAUCACAUACUACCCCUCAGACAGGCUUUCUCUUUCUCUCCCUCUUUCUCUCCCUCUUUCCCUCCCUCUUUAUUUUUCUCUGCACUCUACACACUUUCUGUAUUUUAUCACUUGCUUUGCAUUGCUUCUUCCCUUUUCUCAGUUUUUCUCUCCCUAUAUCUCCUUCUCCCUCUUUUUUCUCUCUCUCCCCCUCUCUUUCUCUCUCUGUGAGCCUCAGGGCUAGCUGUAUGUGUUUCCUAGCUGUGUUCAUGUUUCAGGAAGGGAGAUGGCAUGAACUAGGACUCACUGUGGCUGACUGCACUAGUCUAACCUAACCGUGUCUGGAUGUGUCAUGCUUGUUCAUUUAUCUCUAUCUCUUUGUCCUGUCCUGUUUUGGCCUCCUUUUAUUGACACUGUGAUUUCCUGAUGCGAUGUUUGCUUCUGUAGCCGUUCAGCCCAGACUGAGGUUUAGAGAGGUGUGUGUGCGGCGCGGGCUAGAAAGGUAGUGGGUUUCAUGGCUGUUUUCUCUGUGUGCAUGUGUCUCCGUGUGUGUCCUGUCUGUCUGUCUGUCUGUAUUUGUGUGUGUAGCGGGCGAUGAUGCGGUUCUCGGAGCUGGAGCUGAAGGGGAAGGAGUGCGGGGGUGUGUGUGUGUCUGCGUCGGCAGCAGUAGCAGGACAGGAGUUGGCAGAUGGCCAGCGGAGAGAGAGAGAGUGGGAACACUGCCAACACACCGCCAGGCAGGGAGAGAGGGAGGGUGAGUAACCCAAUGCAUACACACACACACAAGUUCGCACACACGCGCUUUCAUACACACACACACACACACACACACACACACACACACAGCUAGGCAGGGUUUGGUCACAACACAUACACACACAAUGAGAGAGAGCGAGAGAGAGACGUGGGGAGAGAGUCUUAUUUUCAAGGAGUGUUUUGUGCUUAUCUCUGUGGAAAGAGGAUAAAGAGAGAGGAGAGGAGGAGGGGGAAAUCGAAAGCGAAUUACAGAGAGGGGGAGAAGUAAAGUUAGUGAGUGAAAGUGGAUGAGAGAGAGAGAGGAAUAGUGUGCCAGAAAAGGAGAGGGAGGGAAAGAGGGGGAGGGGGGCUACUUGUAUUGGCGGGGAGCCCAGCUGUGUAGUAGAGCGAGGCCUGGACUGACGUGGGAGCCUAAUUAUGGCAGAGAGAGAGCAAGGAACAGAGGGAGAGAAAGAGAGACAGAAUGAGGCAGAGAAAGAGAGUCACGCUCUGUGUGGCAGGGUCACGCCAGGGGGUGGAUGGGGGAGGAGAGGGGCGAGAUGGGAGGGUUUUCGUCCUAAAACAACAUUUUCCUCGCUUCCUCUUGCUCUCUCUCUCACUCUCUCUCUACCUCCCUGUUUCUCAUAGUAGGAGUGUCAAUGUGAACUGUUAGUUUCUUGGCUCCACUGACAUCUGAUUAAAAACUCUUUACCCCAUCCACUGACAUCUGAUUUAAAACUCUUUACCCCAUCCACUGACAUCUGAUUUAAAACUCUUUACCCCAUCCACUGACAUCUGAUUUAAAACUCUUUACCCCAUCCACUGACAUCUGAUUUAAAACUCUUUACCCCAUCCACUGACAUCUGAUUUAAAACUCUUUACCCCAUCCACUGACAUCUGAUUUAAAACUCCUUUACCCCAUCACUGACAUCUGAUUUAAAACUCUUUACCCAAUCCACGUGACAUCUGAUUUAAAACUCUUUAACCCCAUCCACUGACAUCUGAUUUAAAACUCUUUUACCCAAUCCACUGACAUCUGAUUUAAAACUAUUUACCCCAUCCACUGACAUCUGAUUUAAAACUCUUCCCCUUCCACGACAUCUGAUUUAAAACUCUUUACCAACCACUGACAUCUGAUUUAAAACUCUUACCCAAUCCACUGACAUCUGAUUUAAAACUCCUUUACCCCAUCCACUGAACAUCUGAUUUAAAACUCUUUACCCCAGCCACGGAACAUCUGAUUUAAAACUCUUUACCCCAUCCACUGACAUCUGAUUUAAAACUCUUUACCCCAUCCCAUCAAAGUUUUACAGCAUGUCGUUCUUUUUCUUACUCGCUCUCUUUCUUACUCUCUCUUUUCCUCUCUUUCUCUCUCCUAUCACCCCUCUCUCUCCGUUGCUUCUUUCUCCUCCGCUUCCUCCCCUUUCCUCCUCUCCUCUCGCUCUUCCUCCCUGGUCUAGGUGGAAGAAAAGUCUAUGGGAACAACAGAGUCCCAGUCCUCCAGAGGUGUGGGGGCCAAAGGGAGAGCCUGUCCCCAGGGCAGGAGGCCUGGGAGGGGGCUAGAGAUGGUGCCAGAGUGGGCGAGGGUGGGCGAUGUCCACCCUCCAUCUUGGCACUGGCAGACGGGCACCCCAAGGAGAAGGGUGGGCAGAGCACGGUACCCGCUAUCAAACGCGCACACAGCCUACAGGAGAAAGAUGAGGAGGAGGGAGGGAAGAGGAUUACUUCAGGUGAGUGUGGGAGAUGUCAUUUUCUCUUAUCGACCCGUUACAAAAAUCCUCUUAGACUUUUCUGUCCAUCUCACCCUUUCUCUCUCAGCUGUCUCAUUCCCAUCCCUGUUUCUCUCUGUCCCUCCUUUCACCCCUGUCCCUCCUUUCACCCCCCUCUCUCUCUGUCCCUCCUUUUCACCCCUCUCUCUCUCUGUCCCUCCUUUCACCCCCCUCUCUCUCUGUCCCUCCUUUUCACCCUCUCCUCUCCUCUUUCACCCCUCUCUCUCUGUCCCUCCUUUCACCCCCCUCUCUCUCUCUCUGUCCCUCCUUUCACCCCUGUCCCUCCUUUUCACCCCUCUCUCUCUCUGUCCCUCCUUUUCACCCCUCUCUCUCUCUCGUCCCUCCUUUUCACCCCCUCUCCUUUCACCCCUUCCUCUCUCUUCCCUUCACCCCCCUCUCUCUCUCUGUCCCUCCUUUCACCACUCCCUCUCCUCUCUUUCCCCCUCCUCUGUCCUCUUUCACCCCUCUCUCUCUCGUCCCUCUCUUUCACCCCUCUCUCUGCCUCCUUUCACCCCCCUCUCUUUCACCCCUCUCUCUGUCCCUCCUUUCACCCUCUCUCUGUCCCUCCUUUCACCCCUCUCUUCUCUCUGUCCCUCCUUUCACCCCUCUCUCUCUCCCUCCUUUUCACCCCUCUCUCUCUGUCCCUCCUUUUCACCCCUCUCUCUCUGUCCCUCCUUUUCCCCCCUCUCUCUCUCUUCCCUCCUUUUCACCCUCUCUCUCUCCCUGUCCCCUCCUCCUCUUUCCUCUUACCCCUCUCUCUCUGUCCCUCCUUUUCACCCCUCUCUCUCUCCUCUCCUUUUCACCCCUCUCUCUCUGUCCUCCUUUUCACCCCUCUCUCUCUUCUCUCUCCUUUUCACCCCUCUCUCUCUUCUCCUUUUCAACCCUCUCUCUCUGUCCUCCUUCUCCUCCUUUUCCCCCCUCUCUCUCUCUCUCUGUCCCUCCUUUUCACACCCCUCUCUCUCUGUCCCUCCUUUUCACCCCUCUCUCUCUGUCCCUCCUUUUCACCCCUCUCUCUCUUCCCUCCUUUUACACCCUUCUCCCUCUCUUUACCCUCUCCUCUGUCCUCCUUUUCACCCUCUCUCUCUUCCCUCCUUUUCACCCCUCUCUCUCUGUCCUCUCCUUUUCACCCCUCUCUCUUCCUGUCCCCUCCUCUUUCACUCAUCCAUUUCCCCCUCUCUCUCUUCCUCCUUUUUCACCCCCUCUCUUCUCUCUCCUUUUCACCCCUCUACUGUCUUCCCCUUCUCUCUCCUCUUCUCUCUGUCCCCUCCUUUUCUAACCCUCUCUCUGUCCUCUCCCCUCUGCUGCUCCUCCUUUUAUCAACCCUCUCUCUCUCUGUCCCUCCUUUUCACCCCCUCUCCUCUCUUCCUUCCUUUCACACCCUCUCUCUCUCUCCCUCCUUUUCACCCCUCUUCUUGUCCCCUUUUCCCCUCUCUCUCGUCCCUCCUCUUUUCACCCUCUCUCUCCUGCUCCCUCCUUUUCUCUUUCACCCCUCUCUCUCUGUCCCGUCCUUUCAUCACCCCUUCUCUCUCUCUUGGUCCCUCCUUUUCACUCCUCUCUCUUCUGCUCUCUCCUUUAUUCCAACCUCCCUUCUCUGUCUUCCUUCUCCCGCUCUCUCUCUCCUCUUUAAAACUCUCAUCUCUGCAGCUUCCCACACCCCCCUCUCUCUUUUUCUGCUCCCUCCUCACUACCCAUCUCUCUGUCCCCCCCACGUCUCUGGCCUGAGUAACCUUAGAUGUUCAAUCCGUUUGUGCAAGAUGUCAUCUCUUCCUAUUCUGUACAGUCGCUGUUCUCUCUUCUUACCCUCUGUCAAGCGCUCUUUCACUUCUCUCUCUCCUUUCUCUUCCUUGUGCCUCAGUCCCUUGUUUCUUUUUCCCCCUUCUUGGCUGUCAUCCCCUCUCCUGUGCUAUGGGGCGAGGUGUAUUCUCCUGUCUUGGGGAUACACUACUUCUCUUUUCUUUCCAUCCUUUCACCUCCCCCAGGCUUGGCUUUUCAUCCUUCCUUUCUUUGUUUUGGUUCGUUCAUUUUUUGCUGUGUUUGCUCCUCUCUGGUAGGUGGAUUUCUGGACUCCCCUCUCCUUUGCUUACCCACUCACCCAAGGAAUCUUCAGAGCUGCUCUUUCCUUCUCUUUUCAUCUCCUUUCUUUCUUCCCUCGUCUGUUUGGGUUUCUGUUCUUUUCCCCCUUUUCUUUUGGCAUGUGGUAUUGCGCUCGCUCUCCCAGUGCUGGCAGGCGAGAGGGAUAGUCCUCCCUGGUGCAUUUGGGGAAAACACUAUUUUUCCUCUCCCCCUUUUCUCUCUUUUCCAACCUCUCUCUCUCUCACUUUACACACACACGCCACACUCACACACACACAGGCUAUGCUUAAAGUGAGGCUUUAAACUCAUCAGCUUGAGAGAGAGUGGGCACUAUGUGUGUCUGUUUAUGUUGCAUUUCUGUGUCUGCAUGUGUCCUUUUUUCAUUCUCCACUAACCUCCACUUUCUGGCUCUUCAGAUGUCUGUGUGCUGCCUGCGGCUCCUACUACUAAUGGUGAUGAUGAAGAGGUGAGGAAGCUUAAAGUGUGUAUUGAGCUGAAGGGGCUCUGUCCUCCGCAAACCCACCGCCCACUCCCCUGAGAGACCAGAGGUCAAAGAGGAGAGGUCAUCACAUCAUAGCCCUUCCUCCCUGCCCCGGCCCCUCCCCCCAACCUGUACCCCAGCCCAAGCCCCACCCCCGCGGGACAGGAAGUUCAAGGUCGACCCGGAAGUGAAACCUCUGCCACAGAAGCCAGAGAUCACGAAGAGCUGGGCCAGAGAGAUGCUGGCUAACGGAGACGCUAAACGAGGUAAGUACACUGAGUGUUGUAGUCAGUCUGUCUGAUUGUGAUUCUCUCUAUGAGGUUGUUCUGUUGCCAAGUCGCCAGUGAUAGUAGGCUUUUACUGCUGCUGUGUACAGUAUGGAGCAAUCUUGUACUUUGUGAUAAGAUGUCCCGUUUCUUUUUCUGUACCCUUUGCAUCUCCUCAACAUCUCCUCUCUGGUGGUGGUGUUGAAGCCACAGAAGUGAAUCUAUGCUCUUUAUGGUUUAGCCUUCAAUAUCCAUGUGCUUUGUGGUGUCACUUCCUCUCUACGUUAGCGGUGUGGUCAUCCUGCCAGGGUUCAGGGACAUGAAGGGAUGUAGGAGGACACUUCCUGCUCGGUCCAGGGUGCCUGUGGAGGUCUCUUUAGGGUGUUUAGAGUGUUAGAGAGGCUGUCCCUGUGGUUAAGUCUCUUUCUCUCAGGGGUUAGAAUCAUAUGCCUCUGGGGUGUGGAUGCACAUUCUCUCUCUCCGGGUUGAAGAGCUAUGGAGAAAAUAUAGUAUUACGAGUAGUGUGCCUAGCGUGAGGAGAGUGUGUGUGUGAGUGAGAGCACGUGCGCAUGCCUAUUAGAAAUAUGGGGGCAGGUGUAAUGUGACUAACGUGUGAUGAAUUACUGUUUCCCCUCGGGGCCAGUCAAAUAGAGAGUGAGAGAGAAACGGUGAGAAACAGAGCGAAAGAUAGAGAUUGUUAAACUAGGGCUUUCCCUGUGCUCACACCAUAGCUGAGAAAAAGUGAGAGAUGAAUAGACUAAGAAAGAGAGAGGGAUUAAAGAAGGAGAGUAAGAAAGGGUAUUACCUGGGGUGUAUUCAUUACGCAGUGGAAAACGUUUAGUCUGUUGCAAAAUGUGUGUGUGCUUGCGCAUAUGUGUAUGCCUCCCAGACAGAUGUUCAUCCUCAUUAAUAAAUCGGCACACAGAGAGCUAGUAGAGCUUUACCUCCGCACCCCUAACCUUCAGGCCCUCUCUUUCUGUCUCUGUGUCUCGCUCUCUGUCUCUCUAACCUUGCAUUAUUUCUCUCCCCCUCUGUCUCUGUCCUGUAGUUGGAUUACUCCCUUUGACCCAGCAGAGGGACAGAUCGGCCCCCAAGGGGCCCUUGAUGGGACCAGGCUGUGACCGGGGAUCUAAGGAGCCCAGGAGAGGAGUGGUGGGGGUGAAGACUGUGGGUCAGUGCCCCCCCUCCUCUGCCCCCGAGCCCCCCACCGGAGACACCACCUCUCUCAAGCCCCGUCGUCAUGGUGACAUGGACAAACCCAAGGGCAAGCGGCCGUGCAAGACCAAACACACCAGCCAGAGAGAGAGGGAGCGCGAGAGGGAAAGAGAGAUGGAGCGGAGGAGAGAGCUGCUGAAUGGCGCUAGCAACCAGCACGGCAGCACAAAUCUGGGAGCAGCUCUGGAGGACAAGGUGAGAGUGGUGGAGUCUCUGGGGUGUCAGCGUUCACAAAUUCCAGAUUUAACAGGCUGGAAGAGGGUGAGAGAAAUAACAGAGGAAGUGGAUUGGGGAGGGAGAAAAGGAGUACAGCGGGACGGAGGGAGGGAGAAAAGGAGUACAGCGGGACGGAGGGAGGGAGGGAGGGAGGGAGGGAGGGAGGGACGGAGGGAGGGACGGAGGAAAGGAGUACAGCGGGAGGAAGGGAGUACAGCGGGACGGAAGGAGAGAGGGAGUACAGCGGUACGGAGGGAGGGAGGAAGGGAGUACGGAGGGGAGGGAGGGAGGAAGGGAGUACUGAGGAGGGAGUACGGAGGAAGGGUAGUACGAGGGAGGAAGGGAGUACGGAGGGAGGAGGAAGGGAGUACGGAGGAAGGGAGUACGGAGGGAGGGAGUACGGAGGGAGGGAGGAAGGGAGUACGGAGGGAGGGAGUACGGAGGGAGGGAGGAAGGGAGUACGGAGGGAGGGAGUACGGAGGAAGGGAGUACGGAGGGAGGGAGUACGGAGGGAGGGAGGAAGGGAGACGGAGGAAGGGAGUACGGAGGGAAGGGAUGGAAGGGAGUUACGGAGGGAGGGAGUACUGGAGGAGGAAGGGAGUACGGAGGGGAGGGAGGAAGGGAGUACGGAGGAAGGGAGGUACGAGGGAGGGAGGAAGGGAGUACGGAGGGGAGGGAGUACGGAGGAAGGGAUGUACGGGAGGAAGGGAGUACGGUAGGAAGGGAGUACGGUAG